Camelina sativa (false flax) is the source of this 2660-nucleotide messenger RNA. Its product is annotated as cytochrome P450 72A15. Gene Ontology annotation, molecular function: oxidoreductase activity, acting on paired donors, with incorporation or reduction of molecular oxygen; iron ion binding; monooxygenase activity. Lineage: Eukaryota; Viridiplantae; Streptophyta; Magnoliopsida; Brassicales; Brassicaceae. The record is from RefSeq and is a predicted model, not a curated record.
CGAGUACAAGAAACUAAAGCCCGAUAGUGAUACGGGACAACAAAGCCGGCAUGAACUACUCAUCCGGAGCCACAAGAAGAUUCUACCGCCUAACAGAAAGGCCACACUUGCAAUCAACAGAAAGCGUGGAAAGAGCAGUAGACGCGGAACUACAAAACUCACAAGCAGUCGCCGAGGCAAGGGGAAAACCGCGAACAAAGAACACAAAUACGACAAUUAACAAGGACAAAGAGCCAGGAUCGAGAAUCUCAUUUCCUGUCCACCUAAUCUUCAUCCUUAAGAGUCUAAAUCUAGAACUUUGCAUCCCCACUAGUCACUAGAGGUUAGCCUUACAAGAACUGACCAAGGAAGACCAAGGAGAAAACUGCUUAUUCAACUAAACUAAACUAAACUAAGGGCGGUGGAGGGAGUUUAGUUAUUCAUCUUCUUUUUUUGGUAAAAAUAGUUCUUCUUCUUGUUGUCCUUUUAACAUCAACUCCAAUUUUGUUUCUUACUGCUUCGUGGCAUGUGACUGAAGUGGGUGAACCUCCAAGUGAAGUAAAAGAUCAAAAAUACACCACCGCAUAAACUGUCCGAAACAUAUUCCAAGAAUAAUAUUUAACCUUUAUAUUCCGAGAAUAUUUUAGCAACUUAAUUAUCUACGUCCUCUUCUCUCUUCUCUAGAUAGUAUCGGUAAAUGACAAAAGAAACAUCACGAAGUUGACGACGCUCGUCCCUUGCCUGCCACUGAUGCGUAAAAUGACUAUGAGUUAGUUAUGAGUUAUGACCACACAGAAGUCCAAAUUGCUUCUUGCGCCUUCGUGGCAUGUGACUGUGAGGCAACAAGUAAAGCAAAAUAUCAAUUAGUCACCAUAAGAUAAUUGUCCGCAACACACAAGAUAUAACAUCACGGAUGAUGUCAUCACCACAUUCAUAUCUUCUCCACAAUUUUCAACCUUUAUAUCCCAACAUUUUUCGCAAACUCUCUACCCCUCUCUCUCUUCUCUGGAAGAAAAAAAUGGAGAUAUCAGUUGCAUCGGUAACAAUUUCAGUAGCUGUAGUUGUUACAUCAUGGUUGGUAUGGAGAGCUUUACAGUGGGUUUGGUUUAAACCAAAGAUGCUUGAGAGUUACCUGAGAAGACAAGGUCUUCCCGGAACUUCUUACACGCCUCUCGUCGGCGAUGUGAAGAGGAAUUUCAGCAUGUUGACAGAGGCAAGAUCAAAACCCAUCAACCUAACGGAUGAUAUCACACCACGUGUCAUGCCUCAUCCUUUGCAAAUGCUCAAGACUCACGGAAGGACUUACUUUUCAUGGUUUGGACCUGUACCAAUCAUCACUAUAAUGGAUCCUGAGCAAAUCAAGGAAGUGUUCAACAAAGUUUAUGAUUUCCAAAAGCCGCAUACAUUCCCUUUGGCCACGUUGAUAGCUAAAGGACUUGCUAAUUAUGAUGGUGAUAAAUGGGCCAAACACCGAAGAAUCAUUAACCCGGCUUUCCACCUUGAGAAGAUCAAGAAUAUGGUACCUGCGUUCCACCAGAGCUGUAGCGAGGUUCUUGGCGAAUGGGAGAAGUUAGUGUCGGAUAAAGGGUCGUCAUGUGAGGUAGACGUUUGGCCAGGACUUGUGAGUAUGACUGCAGAUGUGAUCUCUCGUACAGCUUUUGGCAGCAGCUACAAAGAAGGACAGAGGAUCUUUGAGCUCCAAGCAGAACUAGCACAGCUCAUCAUUCAAGCUUUCCGGAAAGCAAUCAUCCCUGGAUUUAGUUAUCUCCCAACAAAAGGUAACAGAAGGAUGAAAGCAAAAGCGAGAGAAAUCCAAGUUAUACUGAGAGGGAUUGUUAACAAAAGGUUAAGGGCGAGAGAAGCUGGCGAAGCACCAAGUGACGACUUGUUGGGUAUACUUCUUGAAUCGAAUUUGGGGCAAACGAAAGGAAACGGUAUGAGUACUGAGGAUCUAAUGGAGGAGUGCAAGUUGUUCUAUUUCGCCGGGCAAGAGACGACAUCAGUACUUCUGGUCUGGACGAUGGUUCUGUUAAGCCAACACCAAGACUGGCAGGCUCGUGCACGAGAAGAAGUGAAGCAAGUUUUUGGCGACAAAGAACCUGAUGCAGAAGGUCUCAACCAGCUCAAAGUUAUGACGAUGAUAUUAUACGAGGUCCUAAGGCUAUAUCCACCAGUAACACAGCUGACCAGAGCCAUUCACAAAGAGAUGAAGCUAGGAGACCUAACACUACCAGGCGGUGUUCAGAUCAGCCUACCCAUUCUGCUAGUCCAACGGGACACGGAGCUCUGGGGCAAAGAUGCAGGGGAGUUCAAGCCAGAGAGAUUCAAAGACGGUCUCUCGAAGGCAACAAAGAGCCAAGUCUCCUUCUUUCCUUUUGCAUGGGGACCGAGGAUAUGCAUAGGCCAGAACUUUGCAAUGCUUGAAGCAAAGAUGGCAAUGGCUUUGAUUCUACAGAAAUUCUCCUUUGAGCUUUCUCCUUCAUAUCUUCAUGCGCCUUACACAAUCAUCACCAUCCACCCACAGUUCGGUGCUCAGCUUAUCCUGCAGAAGCUCUAAAAUGCUACUACGUAUCCCCUUUUGUUUCUGUCAAGUGAACUUGUUAUACACAGGAUGAAAAGAGUUAGAUCACACAAUACACAAAACUGAAAUCUUUUUUUUAAUAUAUUCAAGUCAGAACUCU